AUGGCAUGGAUCUCGUUUCCAAAUCUUUUGCCUACUUUGUUUGUCAAGGAGUCUUUGUUCUCACUUGCUUCUGCUGUGGGAAAACCUUUGCAUCUCGACUUGGCUAUUGUUAAUAAGACAAGGCCAAAUUGUGCGAGGGUGAAGGUCCAGGUGGAUUUAUUAUUAGAUUUCCCAAAGUUUGUUAUGAUGGAGAUUGAGGAUGAAGUUACAAAACAAACUAGGAAUGUUAAGGUAAAGAUUCACUAUGAUUAUCUUCCAAAGUAUUGCACUGAGUGCAUGUUACAAGGACAUGCAAUUGAGGAGUGCAGAUUUAUGCAUCCUGAAAUAGAGAAGGAUUUACAGGUUACUACUUCAGAUGAGAAGGCCGCUGAACCUGUAGAUAAGAUCGAGGAACCAAAGCAGAAUAAUGAGGAGCAAAAGAGAGUAUAA
Molecule: messenger RNA, 429 nt
Organism: Lycium ferocissimum
Lineage: Eukaryota; Viridiplantae; Streptophyta; Magnoliopsida; Solanales; Solanaceae
Exons: 1
Coding region: 1-429 (142 amino acids)
Source: RefSeq, a predicted model, not a curated record